This is a messenger RNA of Anarrhichthys ocellatus (wolf-eel), 505 nucleotides long. It is a transcript of the gene lamtor4, whose product is annotated as late endosomal/lysosomal adaptor, MAPK and MTOR activator 4. Lineage: Eukaryota; Metazoa; Chordata; Actinopteri; Perciformes; Anarhichadidae. The transcript is spliced from 3 exons. The annotation marks the transcript as partial. Gene Ontology annotation, molecular function: guanyl-nucleotide exchange factor activity. Gene Ontology annotation, cellular component: lysosome; Ragulator complex. Gene Ontology annotation, biological process: positive regulation of TOR signaling; cellular response to amino acid stimulus. The record is from RefSeq and is a predicted model, not a curated record.
ACGACAGCUGGUCUGACUGCAGGUCUGGAGCGGAUCCCAGAUCAGCUCGGGUACCUGGUGAUCAGUGAGGACGGGGUUCUGGCCUCAGCAGGUGAGCUGGAGAACGAUGAGCACACAGCAGCGGUGAUGAUGCAGAUGGUUCGAACAGCGAGUCGAUUUAAGUUACCUGGAUCACCUGAGCCGCCCUUCAAACGCAUGUCAGUGACUCUGGAGGACUUUGUUUACAUGGUGACGGUUUCCGGUCAGAAGGUUUUUGUGGUCAAACGUCAGAACAACCAGCAGGAACCAAUCAACGCUUAGAGAGCGACACACAGGAAGUGAGGUCAUCGGUUGGUCUGCAGCUGGAAGUCAUUAGAGUCUAACUCUGUUAAACUCUUCAUAAGGCUUUGUGUAUUUAACUGAAUAAUUUAAACUGAGAUUAAUAAAGAUUAACAUGUUGUGACUGUUGAGAUAUUUGACCAAAAUGUAUCUGAAAACAAUUGAAUUUCUUUGCUUUUAUUCUAAA